AGUGAUUCUGUUGUGUAUUUUGGGUUAUAACAGGACCCGUAGUGGUCAUGCACCAGGUGCAUGAUGGGCAAUGCGCUGUUGUUGUUGUUGUACGGACUAGCCAUGUGCUGGAAGUUAUGCCGCUAUCAAUAAAUACUUAAAGUUACGUCGUGGUCCGAGAAUCAUUGUUAUACUAGUAACACACAGUGAAGAUAUAACAAAAAGUGGCGACGAGGACGACUGGACCGGCGCUGCAGUCCGCGACGAUACGGAGCUUUGAACUUUUUUUUUUCCCUGCCGAUGCCUCGAGCUGACCCGGUGUUAGACGGCGCGGGUGUGAGGACGAGACACCCGGUGUGCAGCGGUGGAUGCCGAUUUUUUUCAGCGAAACGGGGAGGAGUGAGCAGCGGAAAAGACGACAAAGGAAAACUCCGUGAGUGACGCAAAAAAAAAAAAAAAAAAAAGACGUUACAAAAAGGAACAGUUGUGAGGGGAAGAGUGCCAUUCAACCAGGAGCCGAGUAAUGGCUGGAGUUAUUGGCUCAAUCGGUCCCUUCGACGAAAGCACGGAGCAAUGGAGCUCAUAUACGGAGCGUUUUGGAUAUUUCGUUGCAGCUAAUGACGUACAGGAUGAUAAAUGGGUGCCCAUUUUUUUGAGUGUGAUAGGCCCAAAGACUUUUAACCUGCUAAGGAGCCUGCUGCAGCCAGCAAAGCCAGGCAAUAAAAGUUUCACAGAGAUUGUGGACACACUGACCAAACAUUUUUCGCCCAAGCCCCUCGUGAUCGCUGAAAGGUUCAGGUUUCACAAGCGAAACCAAGAAGAGGGUGAGUCUGUCACAAUGUUCGUUGCAUCGUUACGCAAAUUAGCUGAACACUGUGAGUUUAAAGAUGUUUUAAAUGACACAUUAAGAGACAGACUCGUGUGUGGAUUAAGAAAUGAAGCUGCACAGAAGAAAUUACUCACGGAAAGUGACUUGACUCUUGAGAAGGCAAUUAAUAUCAGUGUGACCAUGGAAAUGGCGUCGAAAGAAGCCCAUGCUCUGCAUGCUACAGACAGAGCACACAAACUUGACAGUGGUAAAGCAAAUGCACAAGGACCAUGUUUCCGCUGUGGCAAGUUAGGACACCUUGCUAGUGACUGCUGGUGCAAGGAAAUGGAUUGCAACAACUGUGGAAAAAAAGGCCAUGUAGCACGGGCAUGCAGGAACAAAAAGAGCAAGGAUAAGGGCUCAAAGACCGGAAAUAAAAGGGGCACUGCAAAAUUCAAAAAGGAAAGACAUGUUCGCACAGUUAAGCUUCAUGAGGACAGAGCAAGUGAUUCCUCGGAUGAAGAAGUGUUGUCUGCAAUAAAUACUGUGCGAAUACUGAAUGUGGAUGAAACCUCAGACGGGUUUUGGGUCAAGCCCAGACUGGAAGGACAUGUUGUGAAAAUGCAGACUGACACAGGUUCAAAAGCAUCAUUAGUGUCAUAUAAUGUCUACAGGAAGUGUCUGAAGCACCUUCCACUCAAACCCUCCGACACAGUUUUUAAAGGAUAUACUGGACAUCGAGUGCCUAUGAAAGGAAUGACAGAGGUGAUUGUUCAAUGCAAUGACCAAACUGCUAAGCUGCCUGUGUAUGUUACGCAGAAGAACUGCCCUGCUAUAAUGGGACGUGUGUGGCUCAAAGCAAUCAGACUCAACUGGCAAGAAGUGAGAAAGCUGUCGCAUGGUUCCUCUCAGCUGCAGGCCAUACUGGGGAAGCACAAAGAGGUUUUUCGUGAGGAACUGGGCAGCAUGAAAAAAAUUACAGUGAAGCUGCAUCUCAAACCUGACAGCAAACCAGUCUUUAUGAAGGCUAGACCUGUGCCGUACGCCAUUCGGCCCAAGGUGGAGUCUAACUUAGACACAUUGGUCAAGAAUGGUGUUCUGGAGCCGGUUACAACCAGCGAGUGGGCCACGCCUAUCGUCCCAGUUCCUAAAAAGGACGGAGGAAUCCGGAUCUGCGGAGACUUCAAGGUAUCCGUGAAUCCUGUAUUAACAGCAGAGCAGUAUCCUCUCCCUCUGAUUGAUGACUUAUUUGCUGGCCUGAGUGGGGGACAAAAGUUCAGCAAAAUAGAUCUCAACCAGGCUUACCUGCAAAUGCACGUUGAAGAGCAGUCACGUGAAAUGUUGACUAUCAACACACAUAAGGGACUUUUCAGAUACUGCAGGUUGCCUUUCGGCAUCACAUCAGCUCCAGCAUUGUUUCAGCGAGCGAUUGAUCAAAUCCUGAGUGGAUUACCUGGUGUGCAGUGUUACCUGGAUGAUAUCCUGUGUACAGGAGCAGAUGAUGAAGAACAUCUGCGCAACCUGGAUGCGACCCUUCAGAGACUGAAGGAAUACGGAUUGAGAGUCCGUAAGGAGAAAUGUGACUUUUUCCAGUCAUCUGUGGAAUAUCUAGGGCACGUGAUUGAUGCAAAUGGACUACACACUGCACCUUCGAAGAUCACAGCACUGCAUAACCUGCUACGCAAGGAGGAAGCAUGGAAGUGGACAGCAAGCUGUCAAGAGGCCUUUCAAAAGGCAAAGGAUUCACUGACUGCGUCUGAGGUGCUAACCCACUUCAAUCCUAAGUUCCCAAUUCAGCUUGCCUGUGAUGCUUCUCCCUAUGGGGUAGGGGCAGUGAUUUCCCACAUUCUCCCAAACGGCGAAGAAAGGCCAAUUGCAUUCGCAUCAAGGACAUUAAACACGGCAGAGACCAACUAUGCUCAGCUGGAACGAGAGGCUCUGAGCAUUGUAUUUGGUGUUCGGAAAUUUCACCAGUAUUUGUACGGUAGGAGGUUUACACUGUUAACUGACCAUAGACCUCUCACAACCAUCCUGGGACCCUACACAGGGAUUCCAUCUCUUGCUGCUUCUCGUCUCCAGAGGUGGGCGUUGAUAUUGUCAGGACAUUCUUAUGACAUCAAGUAUCGCAAAUCGGAGUCUCAUUGCAAUGCAGAUGGGUUGUCCAGGUUACCUCUCCCUAUUAAAAAACCCGACUCUGACACUGUUGAGAUCCUCUACUUCAGGGAGGUGGAGACAGCACCGGUUUCGGCUGUGCAGGUGAAAAGGGCGUCCAGAAAUGACCCUGUGUUGUCAGCAGUGAUGGACUGGAUCAUUAAGGGUCUUCCUGCAGGUGAGGAUGUAGACUUGAAGGCCUUCCUUGGAAAGCGGGCGGAGCUUUCUGUUCAGGCGGGAUGUUUGCUGUGGGGGAGGAGAGUCAUUAUUCCCCUGUCACUUCAAACAAAACUGUUGAAGCAACUUCAUGCAGGACACAGUGGAAUAGUGAGAAUGAAGGAAAUAGCGAGAAGCUAUUUUUGGUGGCCAAAUAUGGACAAACAGAUUGAGGAGAUUGCUAAAAACUGUUCAUCGUGUCAUAAGGUCCGGAACAACCCACCACUUGCUCCUCUCCAUCCCUGGGAGUUCCCACAGGAGCCAUGGCAUCGUGUGCACAUUGACUUUGCAGGUCCAUACGAGGACAAAAUGUUUCUUGUAGCUGUUGAUGCACACAGUAAAUGGCCUGAAGUGACCAUCAUGAAAUCAACCACCACUGAGAAGACCAUAGAAGCACUAGGAGAAAUGUUCAGUAGGUUUGGAUCUCCUACACAGAUAGUCUCUGACAAUGGACCUCAACUGGUUUCACAGGAAAUGGAGGCUUUCCUGCAGGCUAAUGGAGUGCAGCACAUUACAUCAGCUCCAUACCAUCCUGCAACGAAUGGUCUUGCAGAAAGGUUUGUUCAGACAAUGAAACAUGCACUGAAAACAUCGCAAGGCCAAGGAACACUGCAUCAGAGACUGCACAAGUUUCUGCUUAACUACCGGAACAGUCCACAUGCAACCACAAGGACAUCUCCUGCCAACGCAAUGUUCAAGAGAGAUCUGCACACUACCUUUGAUCUUUUGAAACCCUCAACUGUGAAGGACACUGUGCAAAAACAACAAGAGAAACAAAUGAUGUACAGGGGCCAACAGGUCAAGGACAGAGUCUUCAGCCCCGGUGAGUCAGUGCUGGCCAGGAACUACCGAGGAGAACACAAGUGGGUUCCUGCAACUGUCAUCGCACAAACUGGACAGUGUUGGAAUAUCUGCUCUCGCUUCUGA
Oreochromis niloticus (Nile tilapia) is the source of this 4081-nucleotide messenger RNA. RefSeq lists its product as uncharacterized. The record is from RefSeq and is a predicted model, not a curated record. Lineage: Eukaryota; Metazoa; Chordata; Actinopteri; Cichliformes; Cichlidae. Gene Ontology annotation, biological process: DNA integration. The transcript is spliced from 2 exons. Gene Ontology annotation, molecular function: nucleic acid binding; zinc ion binding. The coding region runs from base 503 to 4081 and encodes 1192 amino acids.